AGCUUCCUCUCUGCUUCCUGCGCGGCUGCAGGCGCUUCUGACUCGGAGUCAGCGGAGUCGAGUUCUGCCUUUUCUCUCUUUAUUUCGUGCUCAUGUCAAAAUCGUAAAUAAUUCUCGGUACGUCAGGAUAAUUGUACAUCUGUAGAACAGAGCUGAUUCGUCGCUGUAUAUGUUUUAAACGGAUUUUAAAUCGGAGAAAGACCCGGAUGAUCCUGUUUAGCUCAGUUGGUAAACAGAAAUACAGCUUUGUUUUCUCCCCUGAAAAUUCUCCUUAAACGAUUUAUUUUUCGGUUUUUAUUUGCUUUUGGCUGCUGAGUAUGGAUGAGAAGGUGUUUACAAAAGAACUGGAUCAGUGGAUCGAGCAGCUGAAUGAGUGCAAGCAGCUGUCUGAGAACCAGGUUAAAUUUUUAUGCGAGAAAGCGAAAGAGAUUUUAUCAAAGGAGUCCAAUGUUCAGGAGGUGCGUUGUCCGGUCACAGUGUGUGGAGAUGUCCACGGGCAAUUCCACGACCUCAUGGAGCUCUUUAAAAUUGGCGGGAAAUCACCGGACACCAACUAUCUCUUCAUGGGCGACUACGUGGACCGAGGCUACUACUCUGUAGAGACCGUCACACUUCUAGUGUGUUUAAAGGUUCGAUAUAGAGAGCGAAUCACCAUUCUCCGAGGGAACCACGAAAGCAGACAGAUCACACAGGUCUACGGCUUCUACGACGAGUGUCUGAGAAAAUACGGCAAUGCCAACGUUUGGAAAUAUUUCACAGACCUUUUCGACUACCUUCCUCUUACUGCCCUGGUGGACACACAGAUUUUCUGUCUCCAUGGAGGACUGUCUCCAUCCAUCGAUACGCUGGAUCACAUUCGAGCUCUGGAUCGCAUCCAGGAAGUCCCACAUGAGGGCCCCAUGUGCGACCUGUUGUGGUCGGACCCCGAUGACCGCGGUGGCUGGGGGAUUUCCCCCAGAGGAGCCGGCUACACGUUCGGCCAGGACAUCUCAGAAACCUUCAAUCACGCCAACUCCCUGACUCUCGUGUCCAGAGCUCACCAGUUAGUCAUGGAGGGCUACAACUGGUGUCACGAGCGGAACGUCGUCACCAUCUUCAGCGCUCCGAAUUACUGUUACCGCUGCGGCAAUCAGGCGGCCAUCAUGGAGCUCGAUGACACACUCAAGUAUUCAUUUUUGCAGUUCGACCCAGCGCCAAGAAGAGGAGAACCGCAUGUCACCCGCCGGACCCCUGACUACUUCCUGUAACGUCUCUGUGCCUGAUGAAGUGUUCCUCAGCAUUAUCCUGAACUGCCAUCACAAAUCAACUCCUUUCAUUUCUCCAGAUAUUACUGUAUCUCUGAACAACUGAAUUUAUCCAUGGACCAAAAUGUGUGCCAUCAGCAUAAUGUCGGGGGAGGGAUAAAAAGAGAAACACACACAACUUUUAGGCAUUUUACAUCUCCACUGAUUCAAUAAGUCUUUGGGUUCCUUGAUAUGAACAAACAUCAUGCAGGUUAAAUAUCCUAUCAGUAUUGUUUCGAAAUGUGUUUUAUUCUUUAGAUCAUGAUUUAGGAGCUUUUGGCUGGACAUUGUGGUGAAUUUAACAAACAAACAAAGCCAAAAAAAAAAAUUAAAACAUUGCCAUGCGUAGUCUCAUGCCAAUUCAACACAAUCUUUCAUCCGAUUCAUCUUAGACUUUCAGAUGAACGUUAAUAUUUUUGUUUAAUUCCAGGAAAUUGAAAAUGCACUUUUUUUCGUGGUACAAUCAUUCAGUGUUAUUGAACUGUAGAUUAUUUUUUGUUUUAUAACUGCAUUGUUCUCAACUCCACCUUUGUAAAAUUGAGCACUUUUUUUUCGUUAACGGAAACUGCGAGCUGUAUUGCUUGUCACUAUAAAAAUGUACACAAUGUUUUUAACACCUCAGAUCUGAGAUAAAGCUGUUUUUCUGCUUGAUGUCUUCAAGAAA
This is a messenger RNA of Neoarius graeffei (lesser salmon catfish), 1947 nucleotides long. It is a transcript of the gene ppp2caa, whose product is annotated as protein phosphatase 2 catalytic subunit alpha a. The coding region runs from base 318 to 1247 and encodes 309 amino acids. The transcript is spliced from 7 exons. Gene Ontology annotation, molecular function: protein serine/threonine phosphatase activity. The record is from RefSeq and is a predicted model, not a curated record. Gene Ontology annotation, cellular component: cytosol. Gene Ontology annotation, biological process: mitotic cell cycle; peptidyl-serine dephosphorylation. Lineage: Eukaryota; Metazoa; Chordata; Actinopteri; Siluriformes; Ariidae.